This is a messenger RNA of Manihot esculenta (cassava), 1117 nucleotides long. RefSeq names its product xyloglucan endotransglucosylase/hydrolase protein 22. Gene Ontology annotation, molecular function: xyloglucan:xyloglucosyl transferase activity; hydrolase activity, hydrolyzing O-glycosyl compounds. The transcript has 3 exons. The coding region runs from base 148 to 1011 and encodes 287 amino acids. NCBI's taxonomy places the organism in Eukaryota, Viridiplantae, Streptophyta, Magnoliopsida, Malpighiales, Euphorbiaceae. The record is from RefSeq and is a predicted model, not a curated record. Gene Ontology annotation, biological process: xyloglucan metabolic process; cell wall biogenesis. Gene Ontology annotation, cellular component: apoplast; cell wall.
CACAGCUCUCUUUUCUCAGCCCUCAACUUGGCACAAUGCCUACCUCUCCUUCUCUAUUCUCCACCAUUACUUUCUUGACUAUGCUUAUAUAAUCCCGUCUUUACACAACCCAUUUUUCAUUUUUCAUUUUUCUCAUCCAACGACGAUAUGGGUACUUCAUCACCUUUUCUAUUACUGCUCUCUCUUGUAAUGAUCUGCUUUGCACUUGGUACAGCUUCUUUCUAUGAUGAUUUUGUCAUCGUUUGGGGAUCUAAUAAAGCUAGGAUACUCAACAAUGGAGACUUGAUUACAUUGUCUCUCGACAAGAAUUCUGGGUCUGGUUUUGAGUCCAAAAGAGAAUAUCUAUUUGGUAAGAUUAAUGUGCAGCUCAAGCUUGUCCCUGGCAACUCUGCUGGAACUGUCACCUCCUACUACUUUGCUUCAAAAGGGUCUUCAUGGGAUGAGAUAGACUUUGAAUUCUUGGGGAAUCUCAGUGGUGAACCUUACACUGUUCAUACUAAUAUUAUUACCCAAGGUAAAGGUGAUAGAGAGCAACAGUUUCAUCUCUGGUUCGACCCGACUUUGGAUUUUCACAACUACUCCAUCCUCUGGAAUCCCCUCACUGUGGUCUUCUUUAUUGAUGGCACACCCAUAAGACAAUUCAAGAACAUGAACUCUAAAGGUAUUCCAUUCCCAAGGAACCAAGCAAUGAAGAUGCACUUUAGUCUUUGGAAUGCUGAUGACUGGGCGACGAGAGGUGGGCUUAUCAAAACAGAUUGGACACAAGCUCCUUUCACAGCUUCCUUUAGAAACUUCAAUGCAAGAGCCUGUGUGUGGUCUGCUGGCGCUUCUUCUUGCAGUGUAAGCUCUCCAUCUUCAAGACCCACAAGACAUAAAUGGCUAACCAAGAGGCUUCAUAUAACAAGCCUACAAAGGCUGAAGUGGGUGCAGAACAACUACAUGAUAUAUGACUACUGCACUGACACAAAGCGCUUCCCUCAGGGCCCUCCUCUAGAAUGUGCUACAAAUUAAAGAGAUGGCUACCUUCAAAACUACACCUAGUAAUAAUUAUGUAGCCCUUUAAUAAUGUGAAGGUUUGUACAUUUAGCUAAAACAUGUAUAUAAAAGACUAGUUCUC